AUGCUUCGCCUUGGGGCCCGGGGUUUCAGUUUGGCAGGGCGGGCGCUGCAGGCGCCCCUGGCAGAGUCGGCGCCGUUCGCGCAGCUACUCCUGCGGCCGCUGUCAGAGAAAGGCGAGUCGCCGGCGCAGGGAGCAGUUUCGAACACCCUUUGCUUCAAGCGUCUCCCUCUGGUCCUUGGGCGCGUUGGCGGCAGCAGGGUUCCCGGCAAACGGGGUUUGCCGACCAAAGUGGUGGAAAUAUCUACCGACCGUGGCUACAAUGACGCAGUGACAAAAGCGGCAGAUGAGGGGAAGCUUGCAGUCAUCGACUUCACGGCGAAAUGGUGUGGGCCAUGCAAGAUCAUGGCACCCAUUUUCGAUUCCCUCAGUGCCCAGCAUCCACAUGUUCAGUUCCUGAGAGUCGACAUUGAUGGCGAUGAAAUCGCAGAGACUGUCACCAAGCAUCUGAUUACUCAAGUG
Messenger RNA from Ostreobium quekettii, 459 nucleotides. The record is from the annotation of a GenBank genome assembly. NCBI's taxonomy places the organism in Eukaryota, Viridiplantae, Chlorophyta, Ulvophyceae, Bryopsidales, Ostreobiaceae.